AUGACAUUUGGUUAUAAGGGAAAUAGAACAGUCGAAACAACAAGAUCAUCGAUCAUGUCGACUGAUAAUCCAAGGGAUGAUUUACCUGGCUCCCAUUUCCUGCCUAAUAUCAAAGCCAAGGAAUAUUAUGUCAACUUGAGCAUGGAUAUCAACCAAUUUCAAUAUAAUUUAAUGUUUAUUAUACGUAUUGCUGUUCUAUCUCCAACAAAUACUAUUAUUCUUCAUGGUAAUGGUAUCGACAUGAAGUCAAAACCUCAAAUUACUCGUAGCUUGGACUUUCAUCAGACUUUAAUACAGUAUCGUCUUCGUAACGCUAGCAGAAGAUCAACUCAAAAUGCCAGCCGUUACUCUCUCGUCCUCGAUAAAAAUCUAGCAAUCGGUCAUUAUUAUAUUCGCUUCAAUCUUACUUCUCAAAUAGCUUCAAAAUUUCUUAGAUGUUGUAAAGACGAAAAGAAUUCUCGAAGCGGAAUGUUAUCCUCCCUGAAAGUCUUACCGUAUUUAAACGAAAAGCUAUUCAAGAUCAAUUUUAAAGCCGUUAUCGUAGCUCAUAAGGAUUACCAGCUCAGAUGGAAUACACAAUAUGCUCGAAAAGCAUCUGUAAGUUCAAACAAGAUCUCCUAUACCUUUGGAGCAUUCAAUUUUAUGUCAUCACGCCUGUACAUGGUUUUACAGAGUGCUGCCAAUUUAUUAACAGAUGGUCAAAGCAUCAUUACGAACGAGCUAUUGCGCAAAAUAGUCAGUUAUAAAAUGGAUCCUUUAUCUGUUAGUCAAGAAAUUCAGAAAUCAGGUAUUAACACCCAAAGGAAUAAUCGAAUGCAUCGUCAAUGUGAAAAAUUAAAUUUGAAAGUUGCCAAGCAAAAGUGGGGAAGUCCGUAUAAUCAAAGUUUUCUUAUCAUCCAAUGGGAUACUUCUUGGCAGCCCGGGGAAUUCGAUUUUAUAGCAGUAUUUAAUAAGAUUCCAAAAUCACCUUUUAAUCAUUUACCACGUCAGUACUAUUGGAUCAAGUACGCUAGAAAUAAUACCAUUGUAACUGAUGUUGUAUAUAGGCAAAAUUUAUAUUACUAUGUAGUCUACUAUACCUAUAAACGCAAUCCUGCAAGUUUGCAAGGAUUUGGUUUUACUCCUGUGAAAGUCAUAUGGAUUUAUAAUAAUCUGACCAACUUGCCUGCCAUGCAAGAUGACUCUGGUUAUGCAGCUCAGCCUCAUCCUAGAAUUAGUCCUCAAGAUGUUAACAUCAAAGAAAGUGUUAUACAAUUACAGGACAGCCAGAACUAUACUAAUCAUUAUCCUUUCUUGACAGCUUCUGGUCAGCACACAUUAGACAUUGGAAUUGACUUAAGUUUAACGUUUAAUUUAAACUGGUAUCAUCCUCAUGAUGUGGACAAGUGGGAUUAUGUUGCUAUUUAUAAUCAUGAUCCUAAGAAUGAUAGUGGUUACAUUGCAAAUCAGUGGUGUUGGGUAAGUGAUUACAAAACUGGAUUCUGUAAUACAGGUGUUCAAUUUGAUCGCCAGCAUCAUUAUUUUGCCGCCUACAUUAGUUAUGAUUAUCAUGCCAAAAAAUAUGUUAUUAAAGAGUCUAUGAAAUAUCCCAAUCAUAGCCACUGGAUGAGUGAUUUAAAGAACUCCAUUAGUAAAGUAAAACUAAGAGAUCUAAUCCUUCCUGGAACCCAUGAUUCUGCUUGUUAUGAUAUGGUAUUUUCUUUAGCGGAUUCAUGGACGCAAACCCAAUCAGAAACGUUCGAGAAUCAACUUUUAGAUGGAAUACGCUAUUUUGAUUUACGCACAGAAUAUAAGAAAGGCAGUAAGGAUAAAUUUCGCUUCGUACAUAAUACGUGGCUAACUACUACUAGUGUACCAAAUUUUCUGCAAUCAGUAAAGACCUUUGUCUCUAAAUAUCAAGAAAUUAUAAUACUAGAUUUUAAUCACUUUUAUUAUUUCAAUGCGAAUAUUCAUGAUGAAUUAAUUGAAGUAAUCAUGAAGCAUAUUGGCAAUGAUAUGGCUCCCAUAAGUUUCACACAAGAUGUUAUUAUUGGCAAAAUGUGGGAUCAAAAUAAGCGUAUUAUUGUAGCUUAUGAUGGUAAAAGUCAAUCAUUAAAGAAUCGAAACAAUAAGAAAUUGUGGCCAGCCAUUCGAUCAGUAUGGCCCAAUGUAGAUCAUGUUCAAGAUGCUAAGAAGAAACUUGAUCAAGAAGUUGAUCGUAAUCAUACCAGUCUAUGGGUUCUACAGGGAAUUCUAACGCCUCUAUCAGAGUCAAUAAUACCUUUUAGCGUUCAACAUUUAGCCAAUACUAUGAAUUCAAAUCUAAAUACUUGGUUAGAGAACGAUUGGCUGCAUAAAAGUAUCAACAUAGUUAUUUCAGAUUUUUAUCUAGGUAACAAUGUAGUAUCAAUUGCAGUGCAAAGAAAUCAAGCUAAAGACCGUGCUCUAAAUGUAACAAUUGGAUAA
Messenger RNA from Trichoplax adhaerens, 2445 nucleotides. RefSeq lists its product as uncharacterized. NCBI's taxonomy places the organism in Eukaryota, Metazoa, Placozoa, Uniplacotomia, Trichoplacea, Trichoplacidae. Gene Ontology annotation, molecular function: phosphoric diester hydrolase activity. The record is from RefSeq and is a predicted model, not a curated record. Gene Ontology annotation, biological process: lipid metabolic process. The transcript is spliced from 4 exons. The coding region runs from base 1 to 2445 and encodes 814 amino acids.